CUUGGAACUAGUCUCGCGUCGGACGUGCAGUGCGUAGGUUGUCGGUUGUCGAGUUCUCGCUUUCCGCGUACAUCGCGAACGCCGUGUAAUGCCCAAUUCUGGAAUAUCAGCGACUUCUGAGUGCGUCGCAGGGGUCGCCAUUAUCGUUUGAUGAAGCCCGCAAAUAAUUGGCCUUGAAAAAAGCGGCGACGCUGAAAACGGAGCGUCGGUUUUAUUCGCGUACGAAUAAGCAUCCGCGAUUUUCGUCUGGAUUUCGUGCGCGAGUAAACGGGAGUGCAUCUGUGUGUAGUGAAGUGCGAUAAAUAAUUAUUGCAAAUAUAAAAUGAUAAAAAAAAAUAGUGCAGUGAUCAGUGCCAAACCAUAUGGGAUUAUAGCAGAGCAGCAGUGGAACAUUAAAGGGGAUAUAUUAAAGCAGAGAGGUUAGAUAAUCGACUCAACGCAAUACUGCAGCAAUUUCCGAUGACCGAGAACCGGACAGGACCGCAGACGAUCGAGUUUCUCACGAAGAGAGUCGUCGCUCUUGGAGCGGUACAGGUGGGGCAAUUCCUGGUGGAUUGCGAGACGUACAUGUCGGUGCCGCAGCUUGGUGCUCAAAGGACAGUUCACGUGCUGCAUAAUUCGGAGCAGCCAGCCUCGGUGUUCGCUAUUUUAGAAUCGGGCAGCAAAGUCGUGCCACUGAUAGCAGAUGGGUUGUUCGAUCUGCUGAUGUUAAAAAUGACGAACAUCUACACCAGUAAAAAACAGACGAAGAUUGAGUCGAAGGGGCCGCGUUUCGAGCUCGGUGACUUUUGCAUCAAAUUGGGCAGCGUGACGAUGAGUCAGAAUUUCAAAGGCAUCCUAGUGGAGGUUGAGUACAGACCCUGCGUCGUGCCAGCAAAUUCGUGGGAACUCAUGCGCGAAUUUCUGCAAGGAUUCCUUGGCUCAGCCGUGUCGAAUCAAGCGCCCCAAUAUCUCCAGAACCGAAUGACCGAAGUUUAUCAGCCGAUGGAUACGAUACAUCAAUAUCUAGAACAAUUUGGACAAUACAGAAAAGCCACAGGAGUGAUUUAAAGGACAACGUUAGACGUAUUAUUUAUUCUAUUGCGAUACAUUCAUGAUGAGAUCAGUAUUAAAGAUUAUCAAUUUUUUUAAUGUGUAAAACUUACUAAUUAUUUUGUUAUAUAGACUGGAAAUGAAUUUAGUAUUCUAUUACUAUUAUCUGAAAUAUUUAUAUGCAAUAGUUUUAUUAAACAAUUCGUAAAAUUAAAUUUCUUGUAUGUAGACUAUGUAUACUAAUAUUUAAAACUAUUUAGAGUUUUCGUAAAAUUUUUAUAAAAAUAUUAAUUUUAAAUUUUAUUUUUGAGUAGUUUUUUACAGAAUUUUUGAUGCAACAAAUAUGCAUAAUGCGGCAGAAUACGCCAUCUGCAAAGAAACAUGAGAAAACUCAAUAGUAUCAAUCUAAUCAAUUGUGUGCAAUUGAUAAUAAACUGUCUCAUGAUGAAUUAUCAUAAUUAUUUAUUACUUGCAACAUUGGCUCUCUCGUUCAUUAUCCAAAGUUGAUUGUGAAACUGCGUUAAUGAAACGUGCGUUCCUUCCUAUCGAUGUAAAUGCGAUAGUUUUGGUCACUGAAGCAUAAAUAGUAAAUAAUUUCCGCAUUUUAUAAUUGUUUUAUGUAACAUAUUUAAUAUCUUUAUGUUUUUGAAAUAUAAAUGCGCGCGAACGUACAUAUACAUGAA
Messenger RNA from Nylanderia fulva, 1715 nucleotides. Its product is annotated as Mediator complex subunit 20. NCBI's taxonomy places the organism in Eukaryota, Metazoa, Arthropoda, Insecta, Hymenoptera, Formicidae. The record is from RefSeq and is a predicted model, not a curated record. Gene Ontology annotation, biological process: regulation of transcription by RNA polymerase II. Gene Ontology annotation, cellular component: mediator complex. Gene Ontology annotation, molecular function: transcription coactivator activity.